GAUUAACGCUGUCUUGUCAUCCAAUGUAUAGAUCCCUAAUAGCAAUUGCUCCCAAUAUAACCAGCAAAUUCCAGCAAAGGCUAUCCUCUCCAUUCAUCCGCCGUCUAUCAACCGCAGCCAUGGGGAAAGCGAAUACAACGGAUAAGCUUACCAAGCUUAGAGCUCUGAUGAAGGAGCACAACGUUCAAAUAUAUGUUGUACCCUCAGAAGAUAGCCACAGUUCCGAAUACAUUGCCUCCUGCGACGCUCGACGCGAAUUUAUCAGCGGCUUCACUGGCUCUGCCGGUUGCGCAGUCAUCACGGAAACUGCUGCCGCCCUUGCGACGGAUGGCCGUUACUUCAACCAGGCCGCCCAACAACUGGACGACAACUGGACGCUGUUGAAGCAGGGACUUCAAGAUGUCCCUACGUGGCAAGAGUGGGCAGCUGAGCAAUCCGCCGGAGGCAAGACGGUUGCCGUCGACUCGACCUUGCUCACGGGCUCUGCAGCGAAGAAGUUGGCAGAGAAAAUCCGCAAAAGCGGCGGGUCCGAUCUGGUCCCCCUUGACGUCAACUUGGUGGAUGCAGUCUGGGGCGCAGAGAGGCCUGCGCGGCCUCAGCAGCGCAUCACCGUGCUCUCUGAGAAAUUCGCUGGCAAAUCAGUACAGAGCAAGCUAGCUGACCUCAUCUCUGAGCUCGAGAAGAAGAAAUCGCCCGGCGUGUUCAUUUCAAUGCUUGAUGAAGUCGCUUGGCUAUUCAACUUGCGCGGCAAUGACAUCCCUUACAAUCCAGUCUUCUUCUCAUACGCUGUUAUCACGCCAAAGGGAGCGGCGCUAUACGUGGACGAGUCUAAGCUGGAUGAGGAGUGCCGUGAGCAUUUGGCUAAAUUCAAUGUUGCCAUCAAGCCAUACGAGGCCUUCUUUCGCGAUGCGGAACAGCUUCACCAGCAAUUCGUCGCCUCUGCUCAGGGCGAGGAGGGUGGCAACACAGGCAGCUUCCUCAUGUCUAAUAAGGGUUCUUGGGCCUUGAAGAGGGCACUGGGUGGAGACACAGCAGUUGAAGAGAUCCGCAGCCCUGUUGGGGAUGCCAAAGCCAUCAAGAACGAAACUGAAAUGGAGGGAAUGCGAGCGUGCCAUAUCCGAGACGGCGCAGCCUUGAUUGAGUAUUUUGCAUGGCUCGAGGAUCAGCUCAUCAACAAGAAGGCUGUGUUGGACGAGGUACAGGCCGCUGAUAAAUUGGAGGAGUUGCGGUCCAAGCAUCAACACUUCGUCGGACUAUCAUUCCCAACUAUUUCAUCAACUGGUGCAAACGCGGCUGUUAUUCAUUACGGCCCCGAACGUGGAAAUUGCGCUACAAUUGACCCCAAGGCCAUAUACCUGUGUGAUUCAGGAGCGCAGUACUUGGACGGCACAACAGAUACGACAAGGACGCUGCACUUUGGAGAGCCUACGGAGGCCGAGAGAGAGGCUUACACACUGGUUCUAAAGGGUAACAUUGCCUUGGAUCUAGCUGUCUUCCCCAAGGGGACAACUGGGUUUGCCCUCGAUUCUCUAGCCAGGCAGCAUCUCUGGAGCACAGGAUUAGACUAUCGACAUGGCACCGGCCACGGUGUUGGGUCUUUCUUGAACGUCCACGAGGGUCCCAUCGGUAUUGGUACCCGAAUUCAAUACACUGAAGUUCCAUUGGCACCUGGAAAUGUUAUCUCCAACGAACCAGGAUACUAUGAGGAUGGCCGUUUCGGAAUUCGAAUCGAGAACAUCAUCAUGGUCAAGGAGGUUAAGACAAAGUAUGCCUUUGGUGAUAAGCCAUUCCUAGGUUUUGAGCAUGUGACCAUGGUCCCCUAUUGCAGGAACCUGAUAGAUGAGAGCUUGCUCACCGAUGCUGAGAAGGCAUGGUUGAAUGCAUCCAACGCCGAAAUAUUGGAGAAGACCAAGGGAUUCUUCGAGGGUGAUGCUCUUACAACAGCCUGGCUGACACGGGAAACCCAGCACAUUGCAUAGAUGUAGCCGCCUCAAAAUAGUCAAAGAAGAAGUGAAAAAAGAAAAAAACAAUGAAGAAAGAAUUUCCAUCUUAGAGGCGUACAAACGCUGCUAGGAUGAAGGUUAAGCUGAAAGAUGCUACGAACCAG
Messenger RNA from Trichoderma virens Gv29-8, 2107 nucleotides. RefSeq lists its product as uncharacterized. The record is from RefSeq and is a predicted model, not a curated record. Gene Ontology annotation, molecular function: metalloaminopeptidase activity. The transcript has 4 exons. Lineage: Eukaryota; Fungi; Ascomycota; Sordariomycetes; Hypocreales; Hypocreaceae. The coding region runs from base 24 to 1979 and encodes 651 amino acids.